AUGUAUUCAGCGCCUCGACGUACUUCUUGGGGUCUGAUCGCUGAUCUCUUGCACAGACGAGGAUCCGGUUCCAAGGAUUCGACGCCGGCUUCACCGUCGGAUACUGUAUUUUUUUCAUACGACUGCGAUGAAUAUCAUGAACGCUUGCCGUCUCGACGUCCAGUGUCAGUGGUGGCCAGUGGCCCAACCGGGGACAGGUACGACGAUGGUGUCCCGGCAACCCACGGUCCGCCGUCUUCGCCGGGGGCUGUUGCAGCCCAACGGCGCGUUGCAGCCGCCUGUCAGGCGAGUCGACGACUCUUAGAGGAAAUAUUAACCAAACCUGGUACUCCCCCAACCGUAGUCCUGCCCCCUGGAGGAGGUUAUUGGGCUGAUGGCGUAGAUGACAAUCCUUCAGACGAAGACAACGAGCCUCGUCCUCAACCCGGCACUCCCCGUCAGCUUUCGAGGCGGCACAACAUAGACACUGACGACACCGCCAAGUACUACAGGCGGUUCUUUCUCGGCAAGGAACACAUCAACUUGGUCGGGUUUGAUUUAAGCCUGGGUCCAGUAGUGAUGUCCCUGAAGAAUGAACAUAUGGCUGGUCAGGACCAUACAAGGAUACUGCUGAGGCUGCGCUCAGAAACUAUGCACGGACUCAUACCUAUUACAAAUACAGGCGCGCUCCCAUCACCUCUAAGAAUGGCUAAAAUGCUGAACGAACAAGUGAAUGUAGACAAUUUCUCAGCUGUCAUGUGCUUGAACGCAUCCUCAAUGAUAGCAGCCUACGAUGAACACGUUCUGGUGAACACCUUCAAGUUCGGAGUGCUGUACCAGAAGUAUGGUCAGACCACUGAAGAAGACCUCUUUGGAAACAACGAGACGUCGCCAGUGUUCGAUGAGUUUCUAGAAAUGCUGGGUCAGCGGAUCAAAUUGAAGGAUCAUAAAGGUUAUAGAGGAGGAUUGGAUAUAAUGAACGGACAUACAGGGACUGAGGCGGUCUACGAGAGGUUCUACGACCGAGAAAUUAUGUUCCACGUGGCGCCUCUUUUGCCCCAUACUGCAGGAGACGCCCAACAGUUGCAGAGGAAACGACAUGUCGGCAACGAUAUCGUCGCUAUUGUUUUUCAGGAAAAAGCAACACCGUUUACACCUGAUAUGAUCGCGUCUCACUUCCUGCACGCAUUUAUCGUUGUCACGCCCAUAGAAGUCGAAGGGGAGACCAGGUACAAAGUGGUCGUCACAGCACGUGGAGACGUUCCAUUCUUCGGACCGACUCUCCCGCAACCGUCAAUAUUCAGAAAGGGGCGUGAACUGAAAGACUUCCUCCUUACCAAGUUAAUCAACGCUGAAAACGCGUGCUACAAAGCGAAGAAGUUCGCCGAACUCGAACAAAGGACCCGCAUGUCAUUACUCCAGUCGCUAGCUGAGAAGUUGAAAGAUAAGACUGUUGAGUUUCUUGGUACAGGAGCACGAUGUGACGUUGGGGCUGUUUCACCGCAGCCGGAAGGCACGCCUAAACAAGAUGGACCGGCCACUAAAAUAUUCGAUACUGUUCGCAAAGUGAUAUACAACUCGAAGAUGAGAUCGCCGAGUGUGGACACGAAUCUUUCAAACGAUAGUCAUAAGAAUAAUGCAUUUAACAAGAAAAUAAUGUCACAUGACACACCUACACCAAACAGUGGCCGAUCAAAGACAUCGAUUCCAUCAUCUUCAGCAAGUGCAGUGUCUGUCAGAUCCGCUGGUGGCUCCGGUUCUGGAGAAUCCAGUCCGGAUGUGACGUCUCGAGCCGCUGCGCCUCGCCCACCUCUGCAUGACCACAGUGACGAUUCCAGUCUGAACUCCGUUGACUUAGAUCCACUGGGCGCAGUCUACGUGGAUAGUGACACAGGCCUAGAGUCAAUGUCUUCUGCUGAAGCCGGAGCAGCCAACAACCGAGAGGCCAUGUUACCACCAAGAGAUGCCGAUCAGCUAAGACAAGAAGUCUGCCGCCUUAAGAACGACAAGCUAGACCUGUUGAAACAAAAUAUUACCUGGCAGAACGAAAUAAAAUCACUAAGAGAAAGAGUGAUGAAUCUUCAAGCAGAGUUAGCUGCGGCCGGAAAAGAACGAAGACGGGAAACCACGAUCAUUCAAAAUCCAUCAACUCACGACUCUACGGCAUAA
Molecule: messenger RNA, 2148 nt
Organism: Leptosia nina
Lineage: Eukaryota; Metazoa; Arthropoda; Insecta; Lepidoptera; Pieridae
Source: the annotation of a GenBank genome assembly